AUGCCGCCGCAUCGCCCGGAGCUGCAAGGACGGCGCUUCUGGUCGGGACUGUCCAUCCUGUCCAAGCGAUCCUACGCGACUUCGUCCUUUGAGGCCGACGACGAGCACUCCUCGGGCGACGACGAGAUGAGCCUGCGCGACAGCUUCGACAGCGACGUGCGGCCGGGCGUGCCGGCGUAUGCGGGCCACGAUGCCAGACCGACCAGCAAGAAGGAGAUCUGGGGCUGGUACAUGUACGGCUUCGCGGCCGAGACGUAUGUCAUUUGCGGCAUUGCCUCCUUCAUCCCAAUUCUCCUAGAAACGCUUGCUCGAGAGAAUGGCGUCCUUCUAUCCAACCCCGACAAGCCGUGCGGCUCCAGCGACAGCAAAUCGGAGGAUGACGGCCAGUGUGUCGUCUAUGUAUUGGGCAUCCAGAUCAACACGGCGAGCUUUGCCAUGUACACCUUUUCCGCCAGUGUCUUGCUGCAGGCGCUUUUGGUCGUCAGCAUCAGCUGCGCUGCCGACCACGGCAACUAUCGAAAGCGGCUGCUCCUCGCCUUUGCCUGGCUCGGCGGCAUUUCCGUCAUGGCCUUCAUCUUCAUUAGCAAGACGACGUACCUGCUCGGCGCCGUGUUGACCAUCAUCUCCAACACGUCGUUUGGCGCAUCCUUUGUCCUGCUCAACUCAUUUCUCCCGCUGCUGGUUCGAAACCAUCCCGAAGUGAUGGAGGCGUACGUGCCGGAAUCGCCCGAGUCGGUUGAUGGGCCGCUUGAUUCCCGCCAUAUGGGAGAUUCAACCGAUGAUUUGGACGGAGCCUCGAUCAAUUCCACUUCGGGCCUGCUACCUUCCAACGAUCGGCAUCAAAGGUAUGGACUCAAGCGAGUCGCAACCCACGAAGAAAUUACUUCCAAGGAGCUUCAGCUUUCCACGCACAUAUCCUCUUUAGGCAUCGGCAUCGGCUACAGUGCUGCCUUGUUCGUGCAGUGUGCCUCCAUCGCUAUCCUGAUUGCUAUGAAAAAUACGACAUGGUCCCAAAGGGUUGUGCUGUUCAUUAUUGGAGCUUGGUGGUCCAUCUUCACCAUCCCUGCUGCGCUGUGGCUGAGGCCAAGGCCGGGGCCAGCUCUGACGAUACAUGGCCGCAAAGAUGGCGCCUCCUGGUGGGUAUACCUAAAGUUUGCGUGGAAGUCUCUGUUUCGCACGAUUCAGCUGGCCAGGCGUCUGCUGGAUAUCACCCUCUUUCUCUGCGGCUGGUUCCUCCUCUCGGAUGCCAUUGCUACCACCUCUUCCACUGCCGUUCUGUUCGCCAAGACCCAGCUCCACAUGGAGCCAUGGGCUUUGGGCAUGAUCAAUGUCAUCGCCACCAUGGCUGGAAUCUUUGGUGCCUUUGGCUGGUCGUGGAUUUCUCGGGCGUUCAACUUGAGACCCCAUCAGACAAUUCUCGUCUGCAUUGGGCUGUUUGAGCUCAUCCCAAUCUACGGCCUCCUGGGCUACCUGCCAUUCAUUAAGCGGUGGGGUGUUGUUGGACUACAGCAGCCGUGGGAAAUGUAUCCCCUGGCCGCCGUGUACGGUCUCGUCAUGGGCGGCCUGAGCAGCUACUGCCGCUCCCUGUUUGGCGAGCUGAUCCCGCCCGGAUCGGAGGCCGCGUUUUACGCUCUGUAUGCCAUCACCGACAAGGGGUCCAGUGUUUUCGGCCCUGCGAUAGUGGGGGCCAUCAUUGACAGGACUGGAAGUAUCAGACCUGCGUUUUGGUUCCUCGGCGCACUUGUUGGCCUUCCAGCUCCUCUCAUCUAUUUCAUCAAUGUUGAGCGUGGCAAGAGAGAGGGCGAGAAGCUUGCUGAAACCAUUGAGGGUUUUGACCCUGAGGACCAUGCGGAGGAAGACGAAAGCGACGAGGAAGCGGCCCGAGGCAUACUGGCAGAUUAUGAGGCGGCGGAGGGCAAUGGCAGCGCCUCACAUCGACGGUAAGAUUCGGAAGUUUGGAUAGCAUCUAUCGGUGGUCGCGAGGGCCGAAUUUUCUCCUCUUGGUCGUUGCCGUCCCGAAUGGGUAGGGAUGCAUUAACGACUUGCUGUGCAUAGCGUAGGCGUUUUUGUUUGGUCAGUGAGCUUUGGAUGUUGCCAUGGAAUCCUGGGAUAUUGAUUUGGAGGCUACUUGGCCUCUUUCUGCCUUGAGAUCUG
Trichoderma reesei QM6a is the source of this 2154-nucleotide messenger RNA. RefSeq lists its product as uncharacterized. The record is from RefSeq and is a predicted model, not a curated record. NCBI's taxonomy places the organism in Eukaryota, Fungi, Ascomycota, Sordariomycetes, Hypocreales, Hypocreaceae. The coding region runs from base 1 to 1944 and encodes 647 amino acids. Gene Ontology annotation, biological process: amino acid transmembrane export from vacuole. The transcript is spliced from 2 exons.